Molecule: messenger RNA, 1194 nt
Organism: Nannizzia gypsea CBS 118893
Lineage: Eukaryota; Fungi; Ascomycota; Eurotiomycetes; Onygenales; Arthrodermataceae
Product: replication factor C protein subunit 3
Exons: 5
Coding region: 1-1194 (397 amino acids)
Biological process (GO): DNA repair; DNA-templated DNA replication
Cellular component (GO): Rad17 RFC-like complex; DNA replication factor C complex; nucleus
Molecular function (GO): ATP binding; ATP hydrolysis activity; DNA clamp loader activity
Source: RefSeq, a predicted model, not a curated record
AUGUCCGACUAUGAAGAUGAUAUGGACAUCGAUGCCCCGCCAGCCCGUGACACGGCCGCGUUUACUGCAGACCCUACAGACGUGAAAGGGAAGAGAAUUGUUGCUGAUUUACCGAUUGAAGCGGGAGAUAAUCUUCCCUGGGUUGAGAAAUAUCGCCCGGAUACGCUCGACGACGUCUCUGGACACCAAGAUAUCAUAGCGACGAUAAACAGAUUUGUCGAAUCAAACAGACUCCCUCAUCUUCUGCUCUAUGGCCCUCCAGGAACCGGAAAGACUUCCACAAUCCUCGCGCUGGCGCGGCGGAUUUAUGGGUCAAAAAACAUGCGCCAGAUGGUUUUAGAACUCAACGCAAGUGACGAUAGAGGAAUCGAUGUAGUGAGGGAACAGAUCAAAACCUUUGCAAGCACAAAGCAAAUAUUUUCAACAGCUCCUUCUUCCGGAUCUGGCCUGGGGGCAUUCAAGUUGAUUAUUCUUGAUGAGGCAGAUGCGAUGACCUCCGCAGCUCAGAUGGCACUACGUCGAAUUAUGGAAAAGUACACGGCCAACACCCGAUUUUGUAUUAUUGCAAACUACACACACAAGCUUUCGCCUGCACUCCUUUCUCGAUGCACGCGGUUCCGAUUUAGUCCGUUGAAGGAGCAGGAUAUCAAAAGACUAGUUGAUACCGUGAUAGAAAAGGAGCAAGUGCAGAUACAGCCAGAUGCCAUUGACAGUCUGGUUAAGUUGAGCAAGGGAGAUAUGAGACGAGCUCUCAAUGUUCUUCAAGCCUGUCACGCGAGUAGUAUGCCGCUUCCUUCAAAAAAGGGUGAUACUAGUGAACAGCCGCAGGACAGGGAAACUAUAACUGAAGAAACGAUAUACACAUGCAUCGCUGCACCGCACCCAGCUGACAUCAAAAUGAUUCUCGAAACCUUACUGUCAACGUCAGAUGUGACUUCGUGUUUAAAUACCGUACAAACCCUCAAGUCUAAUAAAGGCCUAGCAUUGGCUGAUAUAAUCUCCGCACUGUCGACGGAACUUCAAAGUCUAGAGGUCCCUGCUCAAGUCAGGGUUUCCUGGAUAGAAGGACUAGCAGAUGUGGAAUGGAGACUGUCAGGGGGCGGGAGUGAGUCUAUACAGACGGGCGGUAUGAUUGGUGUUAUACGCUCUGGCUGCGAGCUAAUGAGCGAUAAAGAUAUAUUAAUGAAAGAAUAG